Molecule: messenger RNA, 765 nt
Organism: Lachnellula hyalina
Lineage: Eukaryota; Fungi; Ascomycota; Leotiomycetes; Helotiales; Lachnaceae
Gene: MRPL24
Product: 54S ribosomal protein, mitochondrial
Exons: 2
Coding region: 1-765 (254 amino acids)
Cellular component (GO): mitochondrial large ribosomal subunit
Molecular function (GO): structural constituent of ribosome
Source: RefSeq, a predicted model, not a curated record
AUGCCUCUCCUCCCCCCAACCCACCCAUCCCUCACGCACCUGCGCAGCUUCAGCAGCACCUGCACGCAGCUCGCAAAAUCCACCAAGCAGCGGCUAAAAUUCGAGCACGCCGCCGUACCCCCCUACCCCUACGGGCCCUCGGCCAUCUACAAGCAAUCGAACUUCGGGCUGUACGGCACGGCCAAGAUCCGGUACGGCAACAUGGUAUCGGAGAAGAACGAGAUCAAGACCCGGCGGUACUGGCGCCCGAACGUGCAUUUCAAGCGGCUGUGGAGCGAGGCGCUGGAGCAGUUUGUCCGUAUUAGGAUUACGACGCAGGUGCUGCGCACGGUGGAUAAAUGCGGCGGGCUGGAUGAGUAUUUGCUGGGGGAGAAGGCACAGCGCAUUAAGGAGCUGGGGAUGGGGGGGUGGAAGUUGAGGUGGCGGAUUAUGCAGACGGAGAGGGUCAAAGAGCGCUAUAGGAAGCAGAGGGAGGCGUUGGGACUGCCUGCGCUGCCGGCGGAUAGCGUGGCGCCGUUUGCUAGUGAGGAGGUUGUGGAGAGUUUUAUUAGGGAGUAUGAUGCUGAGUUGGCGAAGGAUGUGGAGGUUGGUAUUGGGGAAGGGAUGGAGGGAGAGGGGGAGAUGCUUGAGGAAGAGGUGGUGGGAGAUGCGUUUAUGGAGGAGCAGCCUGCGAGACGGUCGAUGAAGGACGGGAAGUGUGUGGAAGUGAUUUUCCACUUUAAGGCUGUUCCAAUUGCACGAAAGAUGCAACAAAAAGGGACCUGA